AUGAGCUGGAACUUGCUCGAGCGCUUCAUACAGUCCGAGCACUUCAACAGAGAUCCCUCGCUCACCGUCUCCUACCUUGCCCGGUAUGCCGAGCACGUGGGAAUCCACUAUGUGCUCUGUUCGAAGCUGCGAGCCUUUAGCUACGAGGAGAUCGAGUUCUUCCUCCCACAAUUAUGCCACCUCGUCAUAUCGAUCGACAAUGAGUCCAUGGCCUUGGAGGAGUUCGUCUUAGAUCUAUGCGAAGAGUCUGUCAAUGGCGCGUUGCUGACCUUCUGGCUAUUUCAGACCUACCUCCAUGACCUCUCGAGCAAGCCUGCAUCGACCGCCUUCCAGACCUGCCGAAGAUUGUACAACAAAGUUCAGCAUAUCGUCUUUGGUGGCGGCGAGCCUUUGCGACGACCUCGCAUACACGAAAACGUCCUCCCGGUAACAGUGCUUUCAAGCUUGGUGCUGGCAGGCAUUGGUAUGCCUUUGCUGCCUCAGCAUGCUGGUCCUCUUGCAAUAGCACAAGCGCGAAGACCGCGACCCAUUGAGGAAGGCGGAGGUGGAUCAGAUGCGACACCAAGCAUUCAAAAGCAAGGACUGCAAAGGAGCGCGACAGUGACGGGAAACACGAGUGGAGCAGCAAGAUCAAGACCACAACCAGGCGAUGGCAGGGAUGCGCCAAGACGAAAGUCGCGAAAGCCAGCAAGUAUUGUGGUCAAUGGCGCGAAGGUCUCCGCGUCAACGCCAAAUACACCUGCCUUGGCUACGUCUGGCCACGGAGAACGUAAGGCUCAUGUCUCGCGACAUUCGCUUGCAAUCACCAUGGGCAGCGAAGGAAUGUAUAGCACGUCGUCUCUGCCAGAACACCAGCGCAAGCCAAGCAGGCCUGCGUUGAGUCUUCCUGCGACACCUGGCGUCCCAAGGAGGAGCGCAGGCGACCGUGAACUAUCCAGGCGGCAUUCUCAAAUGCUUCGACCUGUCACGCCCUCCUCAAUGUCGCGCAAUCAGAAAAUCCGAGCACUUCGCCAGAACUACUUCAGGCACGAAAGUCAGUUCCUGGCAGCUUUGGAAGGCAUCUCCAAUCGGCUUGUGUCAGUGCCCAAGGCUGCACGUCUCAGUGCACUGCGAGCAGAGCUAGGACUUAUCGCGCAAGAUCUGCCUGCUGAGGUCGACAUUCCUCUCAUUUGUCCAGCGACAUUGGUUGAUGGAUCUGCCAGUCGAAGUCGACAUCAUCGCAUUGUCAGGCUCAACCCAGCCGAAGCAACAAGCUUGAAUAGUGCCGAGAAAGUGCCAUAUCUACUCAUGCUAGAAGUGAUCCGGGAAGAUUUUGACUUCGAUCCAGAGAGUCAACAGAAUCGCGACUUGCUCGCCAAAUUGCUAUCGGAGAGAGCCAAGCAGAAACGUCGGUUGUUCGAUACCACCGAUGCAGCAAGACACGCUGCUAUUACAUCGCCACUGGGAGAGACCAAAAAUGAUAGCGUGCUCGAGCCGACGAGUGGAGAUCUAUCAAGCGCGGCGCUGUUGGAGGAUCUUGACAACCCAGCAAAGUCGAAUAGUCCAAAGUUGCAAGCCGCACUGGCCAACAGCAAAGAACCACCGCGACUAUCGAGCGGAGUCAGCACUAUCUCGACAGCCACCGUGCCAACGCCAAGGAACUCGGAUUCUCUCGGCGUGCGUCCAGACAGCGGGGGUCGAGUGUCACCCUACCUGCGCCCUCCCCAGGCGACGCAAGCAGACGUCUCAGCCCUUGCCGACCACAUGCGAACUGCUUCUCAGAUGCUGGCUCAGCUGGAUAUGAGUGCGUCAAAACGGCCGAAGGCGGAAGUCGCUGCUAUCCGAGCCAAGAUCAUUGCCAGCAUGCAAUCCUUGGAGGAACAGAGUUUCCUAUCCGAUGAGCAAGGACCAAGUUUCGAAACAAUCAUGGCGAAGACUGGUAGUGAUCCGAACAAUGCCGAGGACAUAGGCGACAACAUGGACGAGCCCGCUGGGACAGACCUGGUGAAUACCGGCAAGGGUGCCGCUCGAAUGGAAAACGAUGCCAUGACAGCUGGUAUCCAACGCAAAGGUGAUCGCGAUGACCCUUCAGCCGCGACCUUUGGUGAGGCGUGGGAGCAAAAGAAAGAACGCAUUCGGCGAUCCUCUCCUUACGGAUGGAUCAAGCACUGGGACUUGAUCUCGGUGAUCGUCAAGACUGGAGCCGACUUGCGACAAGAGGCAUUUGCAUGCCAGCUGAUCGCCGUCUGCAGCAAGAUCUUCGCUGAGCACGAUGUUGAUGUUUGGGUGAAGAACAUGCGGAUAUUGGUGACUGGGGAGACAUCGGGACUCAUCGAAACCAUCACGAAUGCCGUUUCUCUACAUUCCAUCAAACGAAGUCUGACCAUCGCAAGCAUCGCUGCUGGGACAAAUCCAAAGAAGAGAAUCGCGACCCUUCAGGACCACUACGCAAAGACCUUUGGGCCUGCGGACAGCCCUGCUUAUACGAAAGCGAUUGACUGCUUCAUUCGAAGUCUCGCUGCAUACAGCAUCAUCAGCUAUGUCUUGCAGCUCAAGGAUCGACACAAUGGUAAUAUCCUCAUUGAUUCUGAUGGCCAUGCGAUACACAUCGAUUUUGGAUUUAUGCUGUCCAACUCUCCUGGUAACAUGGGCUUUGAAGCCGCACCUUUCAAGCUGACGCUGGAGUACGUAGAACUUCUUGGCGGUCCUGAAGGUGAAGCAUUCGUCCGCUUCAAAGACUUGAUGAAGGAUGCUUUCCAGGCCUUGAGGAGAGAAGCAGAGAGGAUCAUCACCCUGGUCGAACUGAUGGGACGAGAAAGCAAAAUGCCAUGCUAUGGCGGGGGUCUUAUUAACGUAGUGAGCGCAUUGCGUGCAAGAUUCGUUCUUGAGAAGAGCAAAGAAGAGGCACGAGAGUGGGUGGAAGACUUGGUUAACAAGUCUAUCGGCAGCUACUAUACGAGGCUGUACGAUACUUUCCAGUAUAGGACGCAGGGAAUCUAUUGA
This is a messenger RNA of Pseudocercospora fijiensis CIRAD86, 2982 nucleotides long. RefSeq lists its product as uncharacterized. Gene Ontology annotation, biological process: phosphatidylinositol-mediated signaling; phosphatidylinositol phosphate biosynthetic process. NCBI's taxonomy places the organism in Eukaryota, Fungi, Ascomycota, Dothideomycetes, Mycosphaerellales, Mycosphaerellaceae. The transcript is spliced from 3 exons. Gene Ontology annotation, molecular function: 1-phosphatidylinositol 4-kinase activity. Gene Ontology annotation, cellular component: membrane; cytoplasm. The record is from RefSeq and is a predicted model, not a curated record. Bases 1 to 2982 code for a protein of 993 amino acids.